AUGGUACAUGAAGAAAAUUAUGAUAUAUUUGCGGUUUCGGAAUCAUGGCUUAAUUCAACAGUGCGAAAUGCAGAGGUUGAAAUUACUGGAUAUCGUCUGUCUCGAUUAGACAGAUUGGGAAAAUCUGGAGGAGGGGUUUGUGUUUAUGUUAAAAGUACAUUGAAAUACACGGUUUUAAAAGAUUUAACUGAAAUCUCCGAUUCCGGUUUCCACCAAUUGUGGAUACAAAUCCAGCACAAGAAACUUAGAUCGAUAUUGUUAUGUGUUUGUUACAGACCUCCUGAUUGUCCGGUUUCGUGCUUUACGAAUAAUUUUAUGGCUGAAUACACAAGGGCACUUACAUAUGGUAAGGAUAUUUUGGUUGUGGGAGACUUAAACUGCAAUUUGUUGAAAACAACCCAAGAAGCGGAGGCAUUGAGAGAUAUAUGCUGUAGUUUAAAUCUCGUGCAAUUAAUCGAUAAACCUUCGCGGGUAACAUUGCAAUCAUCCAGCCUGAUAGAUGUGAUCAUGACAUCCAGUGAAAGUCUGAUUGUGAAAAGUGGAGUAGUAGAAGUUAACAUUAGUGAUCAUUUCUUGGUUAGUUGUGAACUUAAUUUAAAAAAGCCAAAACUAAAACCAACAUAUAUCAAUGCACGAAGUUUUAAAGAUUACGAUCGAAAUCAAUUUGUCAUGGAUUUAGCACAAAUUCCUUGCCAUGAAAAUUUUUCAAUUGACGAUGUGAAUGAAAAACUAUCCUCAUUUAAUGGUCACUUUUUGAGUAUCUUCGAAAAACAUGCACCGGUUAAGAGCACGAAAAUAAGAUAUCACCGGUGUCCAUUUAUAAGUAGAGAGAUUAAAGAACUUAUGAAAAUUAGAGAUAAAUUACAUAAGCUUGCACGACGAACCAAGAUGACAACAGAUUGGGAAAAUUACCGUGUUUGUAGACAGGCUGUAAAAAAGGCGUUACGUGAAUCUGAAAGGAAGUAUGUACAGAAUGAAAUUCAUAAAAAACUUAAACAGAAGUUCUAUGUGAAAACUUAUAAGGAACUGCCUACUCCAUAA
Paramuricea clavata is the source of this 1041-nucleotide messenger RNA. Lineage: Eukaryota; Metazoa; Cnidaria; Anthozoa; Malacalcyonacea; Plexauridae. The record is from the annotation of a GenBank genome assembly.